CUCGUGCCGCUUCUUGAGCAAAGGGCCGAGCGCCGAGCAGCGGCCGGACAUCUGUCUGCGCCUUGGAGGUGCUGGGCGCCUUAAGAGACCCACAGCGCUGUCGCGGCCCCGCCGCACCCCAGCCUCUCUCCACCAUCUCCACCAUGUCGCUCUUCUCCACGCUCCCGCUCGACCCGGCACACACGUCGCUGUGGACCAAGCUCGCCACGCAGCCCUACCCCGCCGUGCCGCACGGGCUCGGCAUCAGCGAGGGCGUGUGGCAGGCCACGCUGCACCCGCUCAGCGUCGCGGCCGUCAGUGUUGUGUACAUCUUUGCCGUGCACCAUGCCAACCACAAGCGCCUGCGGAACGGCCCGGCAAGGGAUCUGGUCAAGGAGACGUACGGCCUCUCGAGUGCCGUGCUUGCACACAAUGCGUUCCUCUGCAUCUACUCGCUGUGGACGGCGCAGAGCAUGAUCCGUCACCUCGCGCACUACUUUGCUCAGGGCACGGCGGCCGGAGGCGCGGCUGGCUGGACGGCCGCCUUCUGCUCCGUGCCCAUGCACGCGCCCGAGUCGCACACGCCGCACCUGGCGCCGCUGGGCCUCAUCGCCUGGCUCUUCUACCUCAGCAAGGGCUACGAGGUCGUCGACUCGAUCAUCCUCGUGCUCAAGGGCAAGAAGGUCAGCAACCUGCAGAGCUACCACCACGCCGGCGCCAUGUGGACCAUGUGGGCGGGCGUGCGCUACUCGGCUACCCCGAUCCAGCUCUUUGCCUCGUGGAACGCCAUCGUGCACACGGCCAUGUACUUCUUCUACAGCCUGACGUGCCUCAAGCUCAAGGUGCCGCGUGCUGCCAAGCAGCUGCUGACGACGAUGCAGAUCACCCAGUUGGUGCUCGGCUGGUGCGUCGCCAUGUCGUACCUCGUCGUCACGUACCGCCCCUCUGCGUUCCCCGACAUGGCGCUGCCGUCCACUGGCAUGCCCGCGGGCCUCGCCUCCUCGUUCUCGCGCAACUCCAGCACGCCCUUCGUCAAGGACUCGCUCUUCUCGCUCUCGCCCUACCACACCGACGCCGCGUCCGUGCGCUCCGCGUUGGCGUCGGCGGCAGAGGCCAACAACGGGCGCGUGCCGUGCGUCGGCUCGACGGGCGCAGUGUUCGCGGUGUACCUCAACCUCCUCUACCUGCUGCCGCUCAUCGUCCUCUUCGUGCGCUUCUACCUGCGCUCGUACUUUGGCUGGACUCCGAAGCGCGACGCGGCCAAGAAGGCGCAGUGAGCGCCGUGCGCCCUGUUGCUGUGCGGCACCGGUGCACUCCCUGCACCCGGUCCGUGGCACUGCCGCUCUUCUCUCUAGUCUCGCUCCUGUCCCGCUCUGCCCUACAUCGCUCCGCUACACCGUUCCGCUACACACCAUGCAUGAUGCAAUGAGACUCUCCCGUCACCUCUCC
This is a messenger RNA of Tilletiopsis washingtonensis, 1428 nucleotides long. RefSeq lists its product as hypothetical. The record is from RefSeq and is a predicted model, not a curated record. NCBI's taxonomy places the organism in Eukaryota, Fungi, Basidiomycota, Exobasidiomycetes, Entylomatales. Gene Ontology annotation, molecular function: fatty acid elongase activity. Bases 144 to 1256 code for a protein of 370 amino acids. Gene Ontology annotation, cellular component: endoplasmic reticulum membrane. The transcript is spliced from 6 exons. Gene Ontology annotation, biological process: very long-chain fatty acid biosynthetic process; fatty acid elongation, saturated fatty acid; fatty acid elongation, monounsaturated fatty acid.